UUCACGUCUCAAUAUCUUCCUAUAUUUCAAAGGAAUACCAACUUAAGUUUCAUACCCUUAAUUCUAAGGUAACAAAAUGCAGCAAUGUCCAUUAAAAUUACCUAAAGAAUUGAAGAUACAAAGUAAUGGAGGAAAGCAAGAAAAUGAUGAUGAUGAUGAUGAUGGUGUUGAACCGGUAUCGCCCACUGGACAAUACUUAAACAGCAAAGCCUUAAACUCUUUUAUUCUUGCCAUUCUUGAAUCUCAAGUUCCUAUUGAUUAUUUAUAUGUAUCUACACAACUUCGUCAUUUGCUCCUUCCCAUAAACACUAGAUUUUCAUCUAUUAUGGUAUUGGACAAGAAAGGUGUAAAACAAUGGAAAAGAGUUGAAAUAAAGCUUGAAGAUCACAUAAAAAUACACAUCUUCAAGGAUGGAUUAUCAAUAGAAUCAUAUGACAAUUACUUAGAUGAAUACCUAACAAAAUUAGCAAUGGACCCAUUACCACAAGAUAAGCCUUUAUGGGAAUUUCACAUAUUCAAUUACCCAACAAGAAAUGCACCUGCCCAUGCCAUUUUCAAGCUUCACCAUGCCCUUGGAGAUGGCUACUCUUUGAUGGGAAGUCUUCUUUCUUGUGCUCGACGAACCGAUAAUCCUUCUCUUCCCUUAACCUUCCCUAUACCGAAAACAAAAACAAAUGAUCCUGUUAAGCUUAAGGGAGGUUGUAUGAGUUUGCUACCCAAUACUUUGUGUGCUAUAUGUGAAACUGUUGCUGAUUUUGGAGCCAGUUUUGUCAUACCUUCUUGGAAUGAGGAUGAUAUAACUCCCAUUAGGAAUAUAAAAGAGGAGAGCAAUUUCAAAUACCCUCUCCAUAUAUCUACUCUUGGAUUGUCUUUGGAUCAAAUCAAACUUAUCAAAACAAAACUUGGAACUACAGUAAACGACACAGUUUCAGGCAUAUUGUUUCUGGGUAUUCGACUAUACAUGCAAGGGUGUGACAUGAAAUACAGGAAAUCAAGAUCAACAGCAAUGGUGAUGUUCAACACAAGGAAUAUAAGAGGUUACAUGUCUGUUGAAGAAAUGAUUAAUGCAAAUACAAAAAUAUGGGGGAAUAAAUUUACAUAUUUGCAAAUAAAAUUGCCUAAAUUAAUUGACAGUAAAUAUUUAAAUCCUCUUGAUUUUGUGUAUGAAGCAAAAAAACAGAUUGCCAGGUGCAGAAAUUCACCCAAAAUUCAUCUCAAUGUUAAACGCCUCGAGUUCUUGAGAAAACACAAAGGAUCUGAGGCAGCAGCUGAAAAGAUCCGUAGUAAAUUAAAACAAUCAAGCAUGGCAAUCACAAACAUAGUAGGUCCAGUUCAACGAAUUUCAUUGGCCAAUCAUCCAGUUAAAGGGAUGUACUUUAUGCCUACAGGUUGUCCUCAGAGCUUGGUAAUAACAAUAAUGAGUUACAUGCAAACACUGAGAAUUGGAUUAGGCAUUGAAAAGGGCUUCAUUGACUCAGAGAAGUUGAAGUCAAGUAUCCAAAAAGCUUUUGAGUUGAUUUAUGAGGCAGCUACCAAAUCUUCAUAAGGAUUCAAAUAAUGAUACAAAUAAUAAAUAAUAUAUACU
Molecule: messenger RNA, 1585 nt
Organism: Amaranthus tricolor (Joseph's coat)
Lineage: Eukaryota; Viridiplantae; Streptophyta; Magnoliopsida; Caryophyllales; Amaranthaceae
Product: wax ester synthase/diacylglycerol acyltransferase 11-like
Exons: 5
Coding region: 77-1546 (489 amino acids)
Biological process (GO): triglyceride biosynthetic process
Cellular component (GO): plasma membrane
Molecular function (GO): diacylglycerol O-acyltransferase activity; long-chain-alcohol O-fatty-acyltransferase activity
Source: RefSeq, a predicted model, not a curated record